Lacerta agilis (Sand lizard) is the source of this 1241-nucleotide messenger RNA. It is a transcript of the gene XCR1, whose product is annotated as X-C motif chemokine receptor 1. The transcript has a single exon. Gene Ontology annotation, biological process: G protein-coupled receptor signaling pathway; chemotaxis; immune response. Bases 139 to 1176 code for a protein of 345 amino acids. Gene Ontology annotation, cellular component: membrane. NCBI's taxonomy places the organism in Eukaryota, Metazoa, Chordata, Lepidosauria, Squamata, Lacertidae. Gene Ontology annotation, molecular function: chemokine receptor activity. The record is from RefSeq and is a predicted model, not a curated record.
CACUACCUGUUUUGAAGUUUGUAUAUUUGUUUCUCGUGUCCUGAUUUCUUUUUCGGUUUUCCGCUGACCGCAGCGAAAGUUCCUUGCUUGGAGGGGUUUUUAUCCACAGCUUCAGAAGUGGACAAGCCCAUCCAGAAGAUGGAACCGACGGACUAUAUGUCUGAGGCAACCUCAGAUUAUGAUCCAGAACUUUAUCCUCCACUCGAGUCUAAUGUGUGCGAGAUGGGGUCUGUUUCCACAAUUACGAAUAUGUUUACCAGCAUCCUGUAUUCUCUCAUCUUUUUCCUCAGCCUGCUAGGAAAUAGCCUUGUCUUGUGGGUCGUAAUGAAAUAUGAAAGCCUCACCUCCUUAACAAACCUCUUCAUCGUGAACCUUUGCAUCACUGACUUGGCAUUCUCUUGCACGCUCCCUUUCUGGAUUGUGUACAAUUAUUACGGGUGGAUUUUUGGCGAUUUCCUCUGCAAAGCUGUGACCGCCAUUUUCUCUAUCAGCUACUAUGGUGGUGUCAUCUUCCUAACCAUAAUGACAGUCCUCCGGUACCUGGCUGUGGUGGAUCCCUUGUCAUCACUGAGAACUCAGACGAAAAGCUGCGGAAAACUGUUGAGUCUGGCCAUUUGGGUGUGCAGCGUGUUAGUUGUGGUCCCCGAGAUUAUUUUUACCCAUGUAAUACCUCACAAUGGCAAACAGUACUGCGACUACGAAGAGGCGUCUAUUUGGAAGCUGGUGGAGUUGGGCCAGCAAUCUGCCUUCUUCCUAUUUUCCUUCGUGAUCAUUGCAUUUUGUUACAUAAGGAUGCUUAAGAUCCUGCUUCGACAGCGGUCUCAAAGGAGGCACCGGACCGUAAGGCUCAUAUUUGCUAUAGUGCUGGUCUUUUUCCUGAGCUGGGCACCUUAUAAUGUGCUUGGUUCUGUGUACGUUUUGUCCUCUCAGAGGUACAUUGACCUACCCUGCGAACCGUACAGGCAGGUUUUCUUUGCCUUCGACAUCAGCCGCAAAAUAGCCUAUGGCCACUGCUGCCUCAACCCGGUGCUCUACGUCUUCGUCGGAGUGAAAUUCAGAAGGCACCUGAAACUCCUGUACAAGCAUUAUUCCCCUUGCCACAGCAGGAUCCCACCUUCCAGCCCCAGAGCUCAUUCUUUUCACAUGAGCCCCUACGAGGAUGCAUCAAUGUACUGAAGCAAAGGACGCCUGAAAGAGGGAGAGUCUAACUGACCCAGCCAGCCUAACAAAUUAGAUGAAUG